This is a messenger RNA of Filobasidium floriforme, 2215 nucleotides long. Its product is annotated as ferric reductase NAD binding domain-containing protein. Gene Ontology annotation, molecular function: ferric-chelate reductase activity. Bases 181 to 2196 code for a protein of 671 amino acids. Gene Ontology annotation, cellular component: plasma membrane. The transcript has 12 exons. Gene Ontology annotation, biological process: iron ion transport; intracellular iron ion homeostasis; copper ion import. The record is from RefSeq and is a predicted model, not a curated record. NCBI's taxonomy places the organism in Eukaryota, Fungi, Basidiomycota, Tremellomycetes, Filobasidiales, Filobasidiaceae.
CGUUCAUAUUCGCGAUCACCGCCGCAGAUUUCGUCCGCGCAUCUCUUUGCCUCAACAUCGCUGCCAUCGUCGGGGCAUGUUAUAUAGAUCUAUAGAACAGGAUGCUGGUGAUAUGGUCGUUCUUGCGCACUGUCCGCUGGGACAAUCGAGUGUACCGACCUCACACAUUCUACCUACAAGAUGAAGUACUACGAUGCCCUUCGCAAGAGAAGAAACAACUACACUCAGCAUGACCCCGAGACAAUGGAGUAUCUCGUUCAUUUUAAUGAUUGGGUGGGGUUGUACCUAUGGCUUGGUCUGAUAGGUAUUAUCGGGAUAGUGACCGUUUUUCAUUGGACCGACAAGAUUCAGGGAUACUACCGCCGUCGUCAUGCUGGUUUCCGCUCUCGAGAAAAACGAUUGCCCAGGACCCGAUCUAUACGAUCCAUCCGAUCGGUCACGGAGACAGGGGAUGUCGAAGUGAACCCUCAUGUCAGCAGCGGGCGAAGCAUCGGCAGCGGCAAGCCUCUUGUGGUAAUCGAAGAGCAACAUCAAAUCAGUCUCAGAUAUGGAUUCUAUUGGCUGGCGGCUUUCUGGCGCAAAUACAGCAUCAAACACUCCGCCAUAGCCGAAUGGUUUGCUCUGGGAGAUCUCGGACAGUUGUUCCUGAUUGCCGUCUAUCUUCUCCUCAACUUUCUGCUCAUUUUUCUUGGAACGGCCGGCGACAUAGAUUGGAUGGCCCACCAUGCGGCGAAGUUAACUUAUGCAAACUUGCCUCUGAUCAUUGGUCUUGCUGGAAAAAACAAUGUCCUAUCGAAAUUGACCGGAUUCGCCUACGAGAGCCUCAACGUUCUUCAUCGGUGGAGUGCUAGGUUUGUUAUCAUCAGCAGCACCAUUCAUAUCGCGGGCCGCAUUCAUGUCAACGUGCCUAGCACAAGAACCGGGGUUUCUGGUAGUGGAUACAUCAUUUGGGGCUGGGUCGCUUUUGCCCUGUUUAUCUACAUGAUUGUUAUGGCAUCCCGCAAGAUCCGCAACGCAGCCUAUCAAUUUUUCCUGAUACAACACAUCAUCCUCUGGUUCGUUAUUGUGGCAUCUCUUGUGAUUCACCGGCCCCAGCUUCAGGGGUGGAUCUGGGCCGGUCUCGCGCUACACCUGCUCGAUCGAUUCGCAAGGCUUUUGCGUAUCUCUUAUUACACUAUCCUCAAGAGGGUGUCGGGGGAUGAUGAUCGUCCGGAAGGCGAGGUCACCGUACUGACCAGCGAUACGAUCCGCGUCAGCGUAAGGACUAGGCAAAAUUGGAUCGCCGGUCAACACGUGUACCUCCACUGUCCCAAGCAGUCGCCUGGGGGUCAUCCUUUUACCGUUUCUAACAUCUCGAGGCCCCUCGAUCAAACGGAUAUGCAUCGGCCACGGGAAGCAACACAGGAGUUACUGAUUCGGGUCAGGGAAGGCAUGACUAAGAAGGUCUACGAAGUCGGCAUGCAAGCGAAGGAUAUGGAGACGAACAUUGGCAACAAGGCGAAUUAUCCGAAAGAGCCUGUGCCAAUCAAAGCUUGGACGGAAGGACCUUAUGGUCAUGAGAAAUACCUAGGGGAGGAUUACAACACGCUUAUGCUUGUAGCCGGAGGCUCCGGAGUCAGCUACACAUUGUCCAACGCUAUGGACCUUGUCCGACGAGCGCGAGCAAUGCACAUUGGUUCAGAGGACAAGACUAUUGCCAUUGCGACCCGCCGCCUGCAGUUUGUCUGGAUGGUCAAGAAACCGGAGCAAGUCGCUUGGAUAAGUGAUCAUCUCCAGCAAAUGUGCGAGCUAGCACCUCCCGGAUUCCUGCACAUCACCAUCUUCGUCACGUCGAAACGUACAUCAGAUGAAGUCGCCAUUCUGCCAGGUUAUGUGACGGAAGAUAAAAGGAGUCCCGUAGAGUCUGAGGGAGAGAAAGCAGCACGACCUUCUGAGAUCGGAUCUCCAGCAGUCGAGCGCGUCGAACAUGGAAGCCGCGUGGAGCUGAGGUCUGGUCGUCCGAACUUUCGCGAACUGGUCGAGCGUGAAGUGCAACAUUCGGCAUACACAGAUUGGUGCGGUGUCGGUGCAUGCGGGCCAACCCCCAUGAAUGACUCGCUUGCCUCUGCCGUUAGCGAGGCAGUGCGUCCUGGUUCCGUUGCCCGGGGCGAGCUUCGACGCAAUAUAUACCUAACUAUCGAAGAAUUUGGCUGGUGAUGCACGAGGAUUAAUGCGU